AUGGGUAAGCCUCAGAGAGAAGAGCAAAACUACACCAAACAACCAUUUCUACUGUCAACCGACGACAUUCUCCAGCACCUCCAAACCAACACAGAUUCAGGCCUCACGUCAGCUCAGGUCAAGCAAUACCAAGAGAAAUAUGGAACCAACAAGCUUGAUGGAGAUGGAGGCAUACCUUGGUAUGCCUUGCUCAUGAAGCAGAUUGCUAAUGCCAUGAUCCUGGUAUUGCUUCUCGCCAUGGCCUUAGCUUUUGGAGUCGAGGACUACAUUGAGGGCUCUGUCAUUACCGCAAUCAUUGUAGCCAAUGUUCUCAUUGGUUUCUGGCAAGAAUUCAAAGCCGAGAAAAAGAUGGAUGCCCUCCGAUCGCUCUCAUCUCCAUCGGCCGCUGUGGUGCGAGAUGGCAAUGAAAUCACUAUUCCCUCAGCCGAGGUUGUGCCUGGUGAUAUAGUCUCCAUCAAAGUCGGCGACACUGUGCCAGCAGACCUUCGUAUGUUCGACGUCAUGAACCUGGAGUGUGAUGAAGCCAUCUUGACCGGGGAAGCUCUCCCAGUGGCCAAAGAGGUCGAAGCCCUGGACAAAGAAGAACUCGGCCUUGGAGAUCGACUGAAUAUUGCGUACUCUUCCUCGGCAGUCACAAAAGGCCGCGGACGAGGAGUUGUCGUUUACACUGGUAUGUCGACGGCUAUCGGAGGGAUCGCCGCCUCUAUGCAGAAGACGCGUCGCAAGCCCAACCGAUCUAUGUCCCGCAAGAAGUACGGAACAAUGCAGCCUAUCAAAGGCGGCGCUCUACGCACCUGGGACGGCGUUGGCAAAUUUCUCGGACUGACCUCAGGCACUCCUUUGCAAAUCAAGCUGAGCAAGCUAGCCUACACGUUGUUCGGAUGUGCUCUCCUGCUGGCCAUCAUCGUGUUUGGUGUGAACAGAUUCAAUGUAACAAAUGAAGUGGCUAUUUACGCCAUCUCUACUGGGAUCGCAAUCAUCCCAGAGGCUCUUAUCGCCGUCCUAACGAUUACAUUUGUCGUCGGUAUGACCGCCAUGCGCAAACGAGCGGUCGUUGUUCGACAGCUAAGCGCCUUGGAAGCACUAGGGGGCGUCACAAACAUCUGCUCCGACAAGACAGGCACCCUUACCCAAGGAAAAAUGGUCACUCGCAAGGCUUGGAUCCCUGGAACCGGAAUUUACAGCGUUGAGAAGUCCAACAAUGCUUCUGAUCCUACGGAGGGCACCGUUGUCUUUGGCACCGCCCCGAAGUCCAGAAAAGAAGUGGACGCUGCGAAAGCUGCCCGCGAAGAGGAGCUAGAUGCCAAGCGCAGUGUUGCGGCCAUUUCAUUCGACGUACCAAAGGAGAAGCUCGACAAAGCUGCCGACAAAGGAGACGAGACCCCGGAAGACACUGAGAAACCCAUUGCGGAAGAUCCCGAAGUCACAGCCGAGCUACAGGCUUUCCUCGAAGGCGCUGCCCUCUGCAACUUGGCUACGGUUCGUCUGGUCAUGGAAGAGAACCAGCAGCGUUGGAAGACAGCCGGCGACCCCACCGAAAUCGCCUUGCAAGUAUUCGCCACUCGAUUCAACUACGGCAAGCCCGAAUUGGAGGGCAGCGUGGGCUGGAAGCAAGCUAUGGAAUACCCGUUCGACAGCACAAUCAAGCGUAUGACUGUCGUAUACAACCGACCGGGUCUUGACGAGUCCGUAAUCUACACCAAAGGCGCCGUUGAGCGAGUUAUCGACCUGUGCACCUCGUCUGGUGUGGGCGAGCACAAUCAGCCCAUGACUCCGGAAUUGAAAGAGGGCAUUCUCGAACAAAUGACCCUCCUUGCCGAGCAAGGCCUACGUGUACUCGCCGUGGCACGCAAAUUCACCAAGGCAAACAUUGCCGAACAUGACGACACUCCGCGCAGUGAGGUCGAACAAGACCUUUGCUUGCUCGGUCUGGCUGGGCUCUACGAUCCGCCACGGCUCGAGACGAAGGCUGCUGUGCAAGCUUGCGCAACUGCAGGCAUAGAGGUCACAAUGCUUACAGGCGACCAUCCUUCCACGGCGACUGCCAUUGCGAAGGAAGUUGGCAUCAUUCCAAAGAACUUUGGAACCCUUUCUCCUGACGUUGCAGCGUCGAUCGUCAAGACAGCUAUGGAGUUUGACAAGAUGACGGACGAGGAAAUUGACGCCAUGCCUACCUUGCCAUUGGUAGUUGCCCGAUGUGCUCCAGAGACCAAAGUGCGUAUGAUCGAAGCCUUGCACCGGCGACGGAGGUUCUGUGCCAUGACUGGUGACGGCGUGAACGAUUCUCCUUCUCUGAAGCUAGCUGACGUGGGCAUUGCUAUGGGACUCAACGGCAGCGACGUCGCCAAGUCUGCUUCCGAUAUCGUCUUGACGGAUGACAACUUUGCCUCUAUCGUAAACGCAGUUGAAGAAGGCCGCCGCAUGUUCGACAACAUCCAGCGUUUCAUUUUACACCUUCUCACCUCCAAUGUCGGCGAAGUUAUCCUCCUCAUCUGUGGUCUUGGCUUCCAGGACGACAACGGUUACUCUGUCUUUCCAUUAUCACCCUUACAGAUUCUCUGGAUCAACAUGCUUACGUCGUCCUUCCCUGCGUUCGGCCUCGGCCGGGAAAAGGCAGCGCCAGAUGUCAUGGAGCGCCCACCGCACGACAACCGCAAAGGCGUCUUCACGUGGGAACUUAUCACCGAUAUGCUCGUCUACGGCACGAUCCAAGGCACGUGCUGCCUCAUGACGUUUGUGCUGAUCGUCUACGGACCGGGUCCCGAUGGCCUAGGCGAGAACUGCAACAAGAGCGACAACGCGACCUGCGACGUUGUGUUCCGAGCCCGUGCCGCCGUAUUUGCGGAAUUGACAUGGCUGAUCCUGGUCUCGGCAUGGGAGCUUAAAGCCAUGCGUCGGAGCAUGUUCCGCAUCAACCCGCACGACACGCACCCGUUUCCCGUCUUCAAGGACCUGUGGGCCAACCAAUUCCUGUUCUGGUCGGUGGUCAUCGCCGGAGCCUCGGUUUUCCUGGCCAUCUACAUCCCUGGUCUUAGCAACGCGGCGCUCAAACACAAGGGCAUCACGUGGGAGUGGAUCCCCUGCGUGGUGUGCCUGUUCAUCUUCGUCGCGGGGAUGGAAUGCUGGAAAUGGAUCAAGCGAUCUUUCCACCUGUUUGAAGCGGAAGAGACGGAGGGCAUGAAGGCAAAGCGCCGUGCAGGUGGCAGCCGUUUGGGUCUGAGACAGGGCUUCUUUACUAUGGCCAGGAGUUUUACCAAGUCGAGGAGCGAGGAGAAGAGUGUGAGGAGCUUAAGCGGGGUGACGGCGGCGGAGAAGGGUCCCGAGUCGGGCUUGAGGGAGAAGAAUGGAAGUGGGAGUGAUGAUAGCAGGGGAGAAGUUAGAGCUAUGCCGCCUGUGAGGGAGGAGGUAUGA
Molecule: messenger RNA, 3411 nt
Organism: Cyphellophora europaea CBS 101466
Lineage: Eukaryota; Fungi; Ascomycota; Eurotiomycetes; Chaetothyriales; Cyphellophoraceae
Product: potassium/sodium efflux P-type ATPase, fungal-type
Exons: 1
Coding region: 1-3411 (1136 amino acids)
Biological process (GO): intracellular calcium ion homeostasis; calcium ion transmembrane transport
Cellular component (GO): plasma membrane
Molecular function (GO): ATP hydrolysis activity; ATP binding; P-type calcium transporter activity
Source: RefSeq, a predicted model, not a curated record